AUGGAGCCAAUCAUGUUAGUUGUGAUGAUAAUAGUGGCAGUGGUUUUAGUGCUUUCAGCCAUAGUGUUACUACAGUCAUGGCUUUCCCCGGAGGCAAUGGAUGGCCUUCCGGGCACCCUGGGCUGGCCAGUCGUGGGAGAAAGCUUCUCCUUCAUAUCAGCGUUUUCAAGUCCGGCCGGCGUAUAUAGCUUCAUCAAACGAAGACAGAAACUGUAUGGGAAGGUGUUCAAGAGUUAUGUUCUGGGGAGAUUCACAGUGUUCAUGACUGGGAGAGAAGCAGGCAAGAUUCUUCUAACAGGGAAAGAUGGGAUAGUGAGUCUGAACCUUUUCUACACAGGGCAGCAAGUUCUUGGACCAACAAGCCUUCUCCAACAAACUGGCGAAGCGCAUAAGCGGCUGCGAAGGCUCAUUGCUGACCCACUCUCAGUUGAUGGCUUAAAGAAGUACUUUCAGUUCAUCAAUGGCUUGGCCAUUCACACUCUGGAUAACUGGGCUGGAAGAGAAGUCCUUGUUCUUGAAGAGGCUUCCACAUUCACACUCAAAGUUAUAGGCAACAUGAUAAUGAGCUUGGAGCCAAGUGGGCAGGAGCAAGAGAAGUUCAGGGCAAACUUCAAGCUAAUAUCAUCCUCAUUUGCAUCCUUGCCAUUUAAACUCCCUGGAACAGCCUUUUAUCGCGGCAUUAAGGCACGCGAUAGGAUGUAUGCAAUGUUGGAUUCAGUAAUAGCGGAGCGAAGGAGCGGGGAGAGCAUCCACCAAGAUUUCUUGGAAUCACUGAUAAGGAAGAAGGGGAAAGAAUGCUCAGAAGAUAAACUGAGUGAUGCACAGUUGAAAGAUAACAUACUAACGCUUCUAGUUGCAGGGCAUGAUACUACAACUGCUGGCCUCACAUGGCUCAUCAAGUUCCUGGGAGAGAACCCUGCAGUAUUGGAAUGCCUAAGGAAAGAACAUUUGGAUAUCAUAGCUAAAAGAGAUGGCACAUCAACUUUAACCUGGGCUGAAGUUAACAACAUGCCAUAUACCCUCAAGGUUAUCAGUGAAACUCUUAGAAUGGCCACAAUACUACCCUGGUUUUCAAGAAAAGCAGCACAAGAUUUCGAGAUCGAUGGGUGCAAAAUCAAGAAAGGGUGGUCUAUAAACUUGGAUGUAGUGUCAAUCCAUCACGACCCGGAGAUAUUUCCUGAGCCUGAAAAGUUCAAUCCAUCUAGAUUUGAUGAGAAUCUGAAGCCAUUCAGCUUCCUUGGAUUCGGGAGUGGACCGCGGAUGUGCCCUGGAAUCAACCUGGCUAAGCUGGAAAUCUGUGUCUUCAUUCAUCAUCUUGUUUGCAGAUACAGAUGGAGGCCCCUGGAGAGGGAUGAUUCUGUGCAGCCAACACUAGUGAGAAUGCCCAAGAACAAGUACCCUGUCAUGGUUGAGUCAUUAUAAGUUAAACAAAUUCUGCAUACAAAAUCACAAGGCACUGUUAGUUGGAUCAUAGAAUGGCCAAUAAGAAGCUAGGAAGAGAGAUAGAUACAAUGCAAAAUAAAUAUUGGAAGAAUGAGUUAAAGCUUUACUGUAA
Molecule: messenger RNA, 1555 nt
Organism: Ipomoea triloba (trilobed morning glory)
Lineage: Eukaryota; Viridiplantae; Streptophyta; Magnoliopsida; Solanales; Convolvulaceae
Product: abscisic acid 8'-hydroxylase 3-like
Exons: 9
Coding region: 1-1422 (473 amino acids)
Biological process (GO): brassinosteroid homeostasis; sterol metabolic process; brassinosteroid biosynthetic process
Molecular function (GO): iron ion binding; monooxygenase activity; heme binding
Source: RefSeq, a predicted model, not a curated record